AUGCAUGGGCUAGAUUUGCGUCUUAUGGAAGUUUUGGCUUGCAGAUUUGAGGGAGACGCUUGCAAGUGUAGCCCUCCAGCCUCCACUAUGCUCUUCCAUGGGCUGCCCGGAGGCGAGAUGCAGGGGGUCAUCGACGAGAUCGGCCGGAGGGCGAAGGGCGAUUCUACCGCCAUCAGUUCGGCCAUAGACAUGGGGGAAACGGAGACGGUGGGUGAAUUCUUUACUAAAGAAGGACCUGUGCUGUUCAGGCAUGUGAAAGCACAAAUAAAGCGUUCAUUUCGAGGGAAUACGGUCAGAAAGUAAACGGCGAUUAAAAUAUAUUCAUUCAUAAGCUAGAAAGCAGCACAUUGCUUGCAUGUUAGCGUUCACAUUUGCUAACCCUGUGUGCGUAAAGUGUCAUUAUUCAUGACCUAUUGGCAAGUAUUUCGUAUGCCUCUGAAACAACAUGUUACAAUAACUUUAGAAUUGUAUUCACGAAGUUUCCUUUCAGAUACAUGUAGACUACAUAGGCCCACUUAGAUAAUAAAACAAAUAUAUAUAGUAAAAACUCUAAACAUUUUAUUUUACACUGCAUGGUAUGUCUGUCUGCCCAUUUUAAGGCCAUGCAUGUUCAUUCAUAACUCAAUAAUUAAUUCUAACAGAUAAUAAUCUUGAUCACUUUGAACCCAGCAAGGCACGAAACAUAUAGGCCUAACUUCUAAAACAUAAACAGGCUUCUCGUUUGUUGUAAAAAACGAACACAUCGUUUUUCAAUAGGCGUAGCUCACGUGCUCAUGUCCAUUCAGCUCUCCAAUUGAAGUAUUAAAUAUCCAAAGGAAAAUACGUUUAUUUCACAGAAGCAUUCGAAUUAUAAUGCUUGAUCUGUGAUUAUUUUUUUAUUCGUUUAUUAGGCCUAAUCAAAUACGUUUUGCAAUAUUUUGGUUGUUAACAAGAUUCCUUAAUUGAUGAUAAAAUUGAGUGUUUCACGUGAAUAAAUACCCUUGGAAAAAUAUUUGAAUUUGACAUUUUCCUUUCAUUUAGUUGUUACAUUUUUCUAAUAUAUGACACACAUGCCUCAACAAAAAAUAAGGUUUCUGGUGCAUUUACAUGUUAGGCCACAUUUUAGGCCUACGUGUUACAUCAUGCCACAUUUAGGUUAUAUCUAGUGUUACCAUUGUAUCUAUUGCUUUCAUGGCUGCAAGCAGACAGACUUAUGAACAAAUAUGAAAUAUGUGUGCGCAAAAUGUUCACUGUUAUACAGUAUUGGCCUUGACAUCGCUUGGUGACAUACUAUCGAACAUGUGUUCUUAUUGUAAACAUAAAACUGAUUUCCCUUUCCCUCUUCAGAGUAUUACGUCCAUCAACAGCGACCGUGUGGCCUUAUGCGCGGGCUGCGGGGGGAAAAUAUCUGACCGUUACUACUUGCUUGCGGUGGACAAACAGUGGCACAUGCGCUGUCUCAAGUGCUGCGAGUGUAAACUCAACCUCGAGUCAGAGCUUACCUGUUUCAGUAAAGACGGCAGCAUCUAUUGCAAAGAAGAUUACUACAGGUAACCAUGACACAAGGCUACAGCUAUAACAAAAACAACAACAACAACAACAACAACAACAACAACAACAACUGGCCAAGAAAGCAUAUAAACGAGAGCUAUCCAAUUAGGUCUUGGUAUACAACUAGCAUUCUAUCUAGGCAACUUAUUACAAACACUUCAAAGCCCCAGCUACUCCAUUGACAAUCCUGAAACCAAUUUCAGAUAGUCAGUGAUGGUAGGCUAAUCUUCCCAAAACAUGGUAGCUUGUUUGCUACUAUUCCAUGACUCUGGUAGGCCUAUUCUUGUUCUUGAUGCUCUACUUAGUCUAAACGAAAACAUCAUAUUUUGAAGUGGCAAAAGGACAAGAAUGAAACAAAAAAAUAGGAAGGCCUGAAGGCAUGCAGCCUUUUACGCAUGAUAAUGAAUAUGCCUGUAUUGCUUAAUAACAACUUUAGAUCAACCUUCUUCAUCAUAAUGUCCACAAGCUAAAGUUUGUUGACCCUGUUGUGAAUCUAAAUUCUGUACGUGUUUGUGUCAUCCGCUCUCUUCUCCCAAGCAGGAGGUUUUCCGUCCAAAGGUGCACCCGUUGCCAUCUCGGGAUCUCGGCGUCGGAGAUGGUCAUGCGGGCGAGGGACUUGGUCUACCACUUGAACUGUUUCACCUGUACAAGCUGCAACAAAAUGCUCAGGACCGGAGACCACUUCGGAAUGCGGGACAGUCUUGUGUACUGCCGGCUCCACUUUGAGACACUCAUACAAGCGGAAUAUCAAGCGCAUUUCAAUCACGCGGGGGAUGUAGCCUCGGGCAAAGGACUUGGCGCGGGCAGCAUGGGAAACUCGCCGGGGCUGCCCUACUACAACGGCGUCGGGACCGUGCAGAAAGGAAGGCGGAGGAAAAGGAAAAGUCCCGGGCCUAGAGCAGAUCUGGCGGCUUACAACGCAGGUAGGACGAGUUUGUACCGGUUAACCGUUAAUUGUUAUGGUCAUUUAAAUCUACAAAAAGUGCCACAAAAAAAAACUCACAAUUGUGAGGCCUAUUUUAUUUCACAGUGUGUGUGAUUUCUCUAUUGGAAUGAAAGACAAUAAAGAGCAAAAUAGUGGAUUGAUGGACUAAUUUGAAAUAUUUUGUUUUGAUGGAAAUCUACCCUUGUCGCUUAUUUCGAUAGGACUGGGUUACUUACUUUCAAUCAAAAUUAACAUAGGCCUAUUUGUCUGCACCGUUUUGGGAAAUAUAGAAUGGCUAUAACAACGUCGUCUUUUUUAAACAAAGUUAAUCAAUUUAAUCAACUAAAUAGUUCCUUCUUAUUUUUUCUAAUCAAAAAUAUUUUACGCAAUAGCUAAUGAAUUGCGCAAUGUUGUGCUUUGGACGAUUUUAUGCACAGACUAGGCCUGCCAUGUUUUAAAUCGGGUGGAUAUGUAUAUGUUGAUUUAUUGAAGAACUCACCUUUCUGAGACACUUAUUCUAACAAGAUUUAAUGUUUGGUCAAAGAUGUGAGGGAAAGUGAGAAGUUCAAUGGAAGCCUCUGUUGAUUUGUGGAAUGGGAGCGCGCUUGGUCCACUUCCAAUCUAAUAGAUUUGGAUAACAUAUCCUAAGAUACAAAUGCAAGAUGAACAUGCACAGACCACAAACUAACGCAUUAAUCAAUUAAAAGAGAACCUGCUUCUGAAGGUCUACUCAAUUCUGCAUGUCCUCCUGCAUGUUCCAUUAUAGGCUACAGUGACGGUUUGCGUAAUAACAACCUCUUGAAACACUCCAUUGAAUUCUUUUUGAAAAUGUUAAACUUUUUCCACUGAACAUUACGUUUGCAAGCUCAUACACAGUCAAUUUAGUCUUGUAAAACCUAUCUCAAAACUUAGAACUUGGCUACAUAGAAAAAGAGAGUAGUGAAAGAUUUUUAGAAGACGACAGGAGCAGACAAGUGGAAAAUAGCUCAGAUGGGGACUUCAAAAAGAUGAGAGAGAGAGACGAUCGAAUUCUCCCCAGUCCCACUUUCACUUGCUGAGUCUCGCAGUUUGUUUGGUUUUGGGGUCGGGAAAUCAAUGUCGGAUUGCUUGUAGAACAUGGGAGAACCUGUGUGGAAUCCUGAAUAAAACGCUCCCCUGUGUGGUUUCGAGAGAAAGUCUCCUGCAGCCAGGAAUAAGUUAUUCCGUCAUAAAUAAAAAACCGACUUGAGCGAGUAGCUCUUGGUGUAUUACUUUUGUGCGAAAAAAACAGAUGACUUUGACAUCUUGGUAUUAUGAUUAGGCAUAAAGCAAUGUUUAUACUUGUUAUAUGCCUAUUAUCAUUCCUAUAAUAAUAUGAGUAGGAAUAGGCAAGGAUAGGGCUAGAUUGUAUAGGCCUGUCUGUUUUUCGAGAAUAAAGGAUUUAAUUAUACAAUUCCAGGUCACUAUAGCUCCAUAUUGCGAUGGCAUAAGGUGAUUUGAAUAAGAAAGACGAAUGGCAGAAAGCGUUAGUAAGCACGUGAGCUAAACAUGAAUGAUAGGGCUAAUAGUUAAAAGAUUAGGCCCAUUCUCUGCAUUCUGCUUUGGAUAACGAGAAUUUUGAUUUUCGUUCCAUAAACAUUUUGAAAUGUACAGUUCUGAGUGUGCUUCAAUAACUAUGAGCAUGAAAAUGUAAUGACAAUAUUUAUACAUUAUUGUCAAGGAAUAUUUCAUAAACAACUUCCUUUUUUUGACAGGGUUGUCUGGUAAAUUGUUAGACAAAUGGGCAGGAUUAAUUGCACAAUUUCCCUCCAAAUCUAAGAUAGCCUACGUAAAUAAACGAUAUAUAAAAGAAGAAAGCCUAAUUACAUGAAAUAAAAUAAGGAUUUCAAUCUUAAACCAACUUAUACUGUAUAUAGGCUUAGACCUAUCUUUCUUUGCAUAAUAUUUUGCGUUGUCCAAGAUAACUUUGACCCACUUUUCCAAAGUCUCAUAUCUAAUGAAAUUCUAGCCUGCUGUGUUAUACAAUAUUGAAUAAGGCAUCAUGGAGAGGAACAUAUUGCCCUUUCUUUCUUUCUUUCUUUCUUUCUUUCUUUCUUUCUUUCUUUCUUUCUUUCUUUCUUUCUUUCUUUCUUUCUUUCUUUCUUUCUUUCUUUCUUUCUUUCUUUCUUUCUUUCUUUCUUUCUUUCUUUCUUUCUGUUUUGGAGCUUUGCUGCCACCCGAGGGAGUUUGUUGACAUUCCUUUCAAUAUCAUCUGGAAUGCCAGAUUUUCUAUCAAACCCUGACUGCACUGCAUAACACUGUGAAAAUACAAGCCAAUUUGAUCCAAUACAGUAUUUUCUGCAGUGUGGUGAAUUCCAGCAACCAUAACUAUUGGCAAAAGUUCUUGACAUGCAAUUGACAUUUCCCAUUGCUUUACCCACUUGAAUAUUUUGACAUACGAAUUUGUUGUCCCCGUUUUUGAAGGAAUGAUUAUUAACACUUUAGAGUCAUUAUUCUAGUAAAUACAAUAUAACACUGUACUUACAGAAGCAGAAGGGAAAAAGUGCAUUCUAAUAAUGAGCAAUUGCAAUACUUUUUUACACUGUACUACUUACACAGUAAUAAGAACACUAAAGUUAAGGUAUUUGUUGCUGCCCAGUCAAUCUUGUGCGUUUUGCAUGACAAACCCACAUUUUAUUGAUUUAUUUAGGCAUUUUCACUCAGUGUUGUGGGUAUUUAGGAGUAAUCACGUUGUGAUUCUUUUUGUAUUCAGUUUUGCAACUAACGUGCUUGCUAAUUUAGAGCUUCCAGAGUACUUGCAGAUUGUCAGAUGUGUUGUGGGUGUUUUGCAGGCAGUUUUUUCCAUGCUGUAAACUACAGAAUGUAAACAUAUAGGUGGUGCUCUUGCUUGAUUCAAUUUGAUACAAAAGUUAUCAUUAUGAAUUCAUUGAAUUUAGCAUAAUAGUUUAUAGAUAUAGAUAACAGUACUGUUACCAAUAAUAGUAAUAAUGAUAAUAAUAGUAAUAAUAAUAAUAAUAAUAAUGGUUAUCUGAUUAGCUAGAAAGAAAAUAUUCUAGUGCAAUGAUUGCUCUGUAAAAUUACCCUUUUAAUGCCUAAUUUGCUCAUUCCGACUUACAUUUGAAUCACACAAGAAUAAAACAUAUUUCAGUUUGAUGAAUGUAUCCAUUUAGCCUCCAUUAACCACAACCUUGUAAAGUCCUUCAUGAGCUUUCCUGUCAACAAAUAAGACAUGCAGUCUGUCUGCCAUAGCGUUCACAACAACAACAACAACAACAACAACAAAACAACACAUUGGAAUACUCUGAUUACUUAAUCCCAAUGAUGACAUGAUCAUAACCAUAAACUAAAUUCCAUGAAAAUGGUAAACAAAGUAUUGUGUCAUAUUGUAUUAUUGUCAUAUUGUAUUGUAUUGUAUUGUAUCAGUAACCUCACCCACAAAACCUAGUUCAGAGUUCAGACAUUGCAUUGUGAUGAUUAGUUUAAAUAUGGAGCCUGUCUGAGUGAGUGGAACUAAUGAUAACCAGUAGACUCACUUCUCUUAGGGUAAUUAAGGGUGGCAGGUAGCUUAGUGGGUAAGAGCGUUUUACAAGUAACUGAAAGGUUGCUGGUUCUACCCCCGAGCAGACUAGGUGAAAAAUCUGUCGAUGUGCCCUUAAGCAAGGCACUUAACCCUAAUUGCUCCUGUAAGUCACUCUGGAUAAGAGCGUCUGCUAAAUGACUAAAAUGUAAAUGUAAAAUGUAUCGUAUCGUAAUGUAUUGUAUUGGAUCAUGUCUUAACCAGAAACUAACCUGUGUGUGUUGUCCCUCCCCUCCAGCAUUAAGUUGCAAUGAGGAUGGGGACCACCUGGACCGCGACUCCCACUACUCCUCCAGCGCCAAGUCCAAGCGCAUGCGUACCUCCUUCAAACACCACCAGCUGAGGACCAUGAAGUCCUACUUUGUCAUCAACCAUAAUCCAGAUGCCAAAGACCUGAAACAGCUGGCCCAGAAGACGGGUCUCACCAAACGGGUGCUGCAGGUGAGAAAGACGAUUCCCUUUACAUGUGUGUAAAUAAUUAUCCUUUAUAAAGGGAACUGCCAAAAUAAUGGAAACACUUGAGUAAAUGAGGGAUACAUUUAUGUCAUUUAGCAGACACUCUUAUCCAGAGCGAAUUACAGUUAGUGCAUACAUUAUUCUUUUCAUACUGGCCCCCCGUGAGAAUCGAACCCACAACCCUGGCGUUGCAAACGCCAUGCUCUACCAACUGAGCUACCUCCCUACCGGCCAUGCCCUCCCCUACCCUGGGCCAAUUGUGCGCCGCCCCAUUGGUCUCCCGGUUGCGGCCGGCUACAGCAGAGCCUGGAUUCGAACCAGGCAUCUCUAGCGGCACAGCUUGCACUGCGAUGCAGUGCCUUAGACCACUGCGCCACUCAGGAGAUACAAAGUGUAUUGAAAGCAGGUGCUUCCACACGGGCGUGGUUCCUGAGCUAACUAAGUAAUUAACAUCCCAUUAGGGUCAUGUAUAAAAAUGCUGGACAUGCCAUUAUUUUGGCCAUUAUUUUGGCUACCAUGGCUAUGGCCCCAUAGGAUGACAAUGCCCCCAUCCACAGGGCACGAGUGUCACUGAAUGGUUUGAUAAGCAUGAAAACAAUGUAAACCAUAUCACCAGAUCUAAACCCAAUUGAACACUUAUGGGAGAUUCUGGAACAGCGCCUCAGACAACGUUUUCCACUACCAUCAACAAAACACCAAAUGAUGGAAUUUUUCUAUGAAGAAUGGUGUCGCAUCCCUCCAAUAGAGUUCCAGAUACUUGUAGAAUCUAUGCCAAGGUGCAUUGAAGCUGUUCUGGGUCGUGGUGGCCCAAUGCCCUAUUAAAACACUUUAUGUUGGUGUUUCCUUUAUUUUGGCAGUUACCUGUAUGUUAUUGUAUAUAGAACCCUUCUGGGCCUAUAUUGACAAAGUGUCUCAGAGUAGGAGUGCUGAUGUAGGAUCAGUUUGUCCUUUUAGAUAAUAAUGAAUAAGAUUAUAUGGACAGGGGGGACCUGAUCCUAGACCAGCAGUCCUACUUUGAGACGAAUACUUGCACUGAUGCUCAUUGGAUAAGUGCAAACUGCAUUGCAUUUCACCAGUCACAAAUACUGUACAUCAUUAUUUUUUGGUCUGGAUAUCUGCAUGCUUCGGUUUAGUGCAAAAUUCCACCGAACUAAAUAUAAAAUGUGACUUUUUAGCAUUAUUACAAUCCAAUGCAAGUCAUUACAAUCCAAUGCAAGUCAUUGGUACCUAUAUUAGCAUUUUUUGCGCUUCAUGUACAAAUCAUCCUUAAGUAUCUAAAAUUGAUUGUGUAGCUCAGCAAAGUUAGAAUUUGGAAACAGUGGCCAGUUAAACAAAACCAAAGCAUGGAUUGCUGUCACACGUUGGCCAUAGACUGCUUACAGGGUAAGGAAACAAAGUUAUUUUGUAAUUUGGGUGAACUAUCCCUUUAACUACUAGCACUCAGGAUUCACAGCGAGAGAAAGUGAUUAAUCAGUGUAACAAUAAAGGAAUUAGUUUAGUGUAACAAUGUUGCUUUUGAGAAACAGCUUGGAUGCUAACGAUGCAACUAACUGUAGGUUCUACAGUAACAAUUAACUUAAAGCUGCAAUAUGUAUAUUUUGGGGAGACCAAAUUCACAUAAAGAUUUGAGUUAUAGAUCUGUCAUUCUCAUUGAAAUUGAAAGCAAGUCUACGAAGCGGUAGAUCUGUUCUUUGUCGGCUAUUUCUAUGCUUCCCGUUCUUAAGUUUAGUUUUUAGAAUUUUUAGAAUUUUUGCAACCAGGAAAUGGCAAAGCGAUUUCUGUAUAGUGCAUCUUUAAUGUUACACAAACUAUGAAAGCUCUGGGGAAACCAGGCCCUGUACAAUAGUACUCGACUGUGUGGCAAAUGGAAACAGUGGUUUAUGCAUGUGCGGUUAUUUUUUAUUUUUAUUUAUUUAUUUACCUUUAUUUAACUAGGCAAGUCAGUUAAGAACAAAUUCUUAUUUACAAUGACGGCCUACACCGGUUAAUGUCAAGUGAUGAUGGUAACUGCAGCCCUUGUAGAAACAUUUAUUUGUGUGGCAAUGUACUCAGUAUUUUAACAAUUCCCUCAUACUUGUUUUACAUGUAGUAGUAGUAAAUAUUGACAAAAUUUUUGAAAUUGCAUUCCUUGUAUCUGUGGUAAUAAUGAACUUAAUAAUGGUGCAAAAUGCCAGACAAAUCUAUCAGUGUGGUAAUAAUGAACUUACUAAUGGUGCAAAAUGCCAGACAAAUCUAUCAGGGAAGUUUUUGAUUAGUUUAAUUGCUCAAGUAUUAUGAUUAUCCAAAACAAACCGUAAAUUCCUUGAAAUGGCCCAUCUAUUUCCAUCCCAUUGAACAUAAUCUGCACAAUUACACAAUAGUAAAAACAUUUAGUCCUCACACAGUCAGUAUAGAUAUCCCUUGGUAUAAGUCAUAGCCUCUCAAGAGAGGGCCUAAAGCUUUUGUUUUGUUGUUUUUUUAAUGUGAGAAAAAAAAGUGUCACCGAGUUAUCAUACCAACUGUUUAGCAUUCGAUAUGGGAAUUCAAAAACACACAACGGACCUUUUGCAAAAGUAUAAACAACUGCAAAUUAUUUAAAAAACAGACAGGCGUAAAACACAGAUUUAAUGAACAAACUGAGGAAAAGCAAAGCCGACGUUUGGCUUUGAUGAAUUCCAUUUUUCAUGUUUGUCAUUUUGAUUUGACCCCCCCCCCCCCCCCCCCUCUUUCGGUAUCUCUCUGUUUCUAAACCCUUCCCUCCCACAGCCCAGGCUUCGGUUCACCACACUAACACGAUCUAUUGAGCAUUUAUUGAAAGAAAAUAUAUAUUCUUCUCUUUCUUUCUUUGAAGGUUUGGUUCCAAAAUGCCCGGGCCAAGUUUCGACGGAACAUCCUACGUCAGGAGAGCACAGGGCUGGACAAGCUGUCGGAUGGGUCCACUCUACCAGGGGGGUCGCCUUCAGGCCCCCCCUCCGAGUUCUCCAACGCCUCAAUGAGCCCUUCCAGUACCCAUACCACCCUCACGGACCUGACCAGCCCCUCUAUGACAUCGGUUAACCCUGUACUGCCCGCUGUGCUGGGGGGCAUGGACCCCCAUGACUCCAUGAGUUUGAGCCCUUCCCAGACCACCCUUACCAGCCUUUUCUGA
This is a messenger RNA of Coregonus sp. 'balchen', 9594 nucleotides long. The record is from the annotation of a GenBank genome assembly. NCBI's taxonomy places the organism in Eukaryota, Metazoa, Chordata, Actinopteri, Salmoniformes, Salmonidae.